CGCGGCUCUUCGCACUGAGACGGGAGCCGCUAGCUCUCGCUCCUGUCCCCUCCCGUCCACUGGCUGUCCCCGCGACCGUGCUCCUGUGGACGGCCCCUAUCGAUGGAGGGGACCCGGCCACCUUGUGGCGGCUGUGUGGAGAGCAGCUGAAGGAGCCCGGCCCUCGCUCUGACCCUGCGUCCAGGUGCCGCUGCCCUUGGAGCCAUGGAGUGUGCGGCUAACUUACAGCGGGUGCCCGGGGCGGUGCGGGAGGCGCCGGCCGCCGACCCCGCCUGCUGCCGCUCCGCCCUCGCUGUCGCCGUGGCCGGCAUGCUGGUUCUCACGCUGGCAGCCCUUCUGGCCCUCCUGCCCACGCAGCCCGUCCACGUGGAGCACAGUGCCGAGCUGCGGGGCCUCCGCUACGCCAGCUCGCUGCUGCGGGAGACCUCCCACUACUACCGCACCCUCACGCCGCUGCUGGAGUCGCUGUUCGUGAGCAGCUUCCGGGAGACGGAGCUGGAAGCCAGCUGCCUGGGCUGCUCGGUGCUCGGCUACCGGGCCGGGAACGCCAGUGUCCUGGUGCACUUCCGCCUGAGCUUCCUGCGCGGAGCCCUGGGGCCGCCCAGCCUGGACCUGGAGGAGCGUCUGCUGCAGCGGGGCCUCAGGGCCAGCCUGCGGGGGCGAGGCGUGCCGCUGGCCACCUACGGCACCAUCCUGUCGGCCGAGCUCACGGGGAGCCGCGGGGGACCUGUGGCCGUGACCGAAAGGGACCUGAAAUCAGGCCGCUGUCCCGGGAGCUCCUUCUCCUGCCGGAACCGCCAGUGUGUGGACAAGGUGAACGCCGAGUGCGACGGCACGGCCGACUGCUCGGACGCCUCGGACGAAGCCCACUGCGACUGCGGGCGGCAGCCGGCCUGGAGGACCGCGGGCAGGAUCGUGGGCGGCGUGGCGGCGGCCCCGGGGGAGCUGCCCUGGCAGGCCAGCCUGCGCGAGGACAAGGAGCACUUCUGCGGAGCCACCGUCAUCGGCGCCAGGUGGCUGGUGUCUGCCGCCCACUGCUUCAACGAAUUCCGGGACCCGUCAGAGUGGGUGGCCUUCACGGGCACCACCCACCUCAGUGGCUCGGAGGCCAGUGCUGUGCGCUCCCGGGUGGUCCGGAUCGCCAGGCACCCCUUCUACAACCCGGACACGGCCGACUUCGACGUCGCCGUCCUGGAGCUGGCCCGGCCCCUGCCCUUUGGCCGCUACAUCCAGCCCGCGUGCCUGCCGGCCACCAGCCACGUCUUCCCGCCCGGCAGGAAGUGCCUCGUCUCAGGCUGGGGCUACCUCAAGGAGGACUUCCUGGUCAAGCCAGAGGUGCUGCAGAAAGCCACUGUGGAGCUGCUGGACCAGGGCCUGUGUGCCGGCCUGUACGGCCACUCGCUCACGGACAGGAUGGUGUGUGCUGGCUACCUGGAUGGGAAGGUGGACUCCUGCCAGGGCGACUCGGGAGGCCCCCUGGUCUGUGAGGAGCCCUCCGGCAGGUUCUUUCUGGCUGGCAUCGUGAGCUGGGGAAUCGGUUGUGCUGAAGCCCGGCAUCCAGGGGUCUAUGCCCGGGUCACCAGGCUGCGGGACUGGAUCCUGGAGGCAAUCUCUGCGGCAAACAAGCCUCCCGCACCCACAGCAGCUUCUGUCCCCGCCGCCCCCAGCACCGCCUGGCUGACCAGCCCUGAGAGCCCUGCGGUCCACACCCCCACCAAGCCCACGCAGGCCACCAGCCCUGCACCCCUGGACUCGGCCACAGCUCCUAAACCACAAGAGUGCGGGGCCCGGCCUGCAAUGGAGAAGCCCACCCGAAUAGUGGGUGGACUUGGGGCUGCGUCUGGGGAGGUGCCCUGGCAGGUCAGCCUUAAGGAAGGUUCAAGGCACUUCUGCGGAGCCACGGUGGUGGGCGAUCGCUGGCUGCUGUCCGCCGCCCACUGCUUCAACCACACCAAGGCCGAGAGAGUGCAGGCCCACCUGGGCACCGCGUCGCUCCUGGGCGUGGGCGGGAGCCCCGUGAAGCUCGGGCUGCGCAGGGUGGCGCUGCAUCCCCGGUACAACCCGGGCAUCCUGGACUUCGACCUGGCGGUGCUGGAGCUGGCCCGCCCCCUGGUCUUCAACAAGUACAUCCAGCCCGUCUGCCUGCCCUUGGCCAUCCAGAAAUUCCCUGUGGGCCGCAAGUGCGUGAUCUCGGGCUGGGGCAACACGCAGGAAGGAAACGCCAGCAAGCCUGACGUUCUUCAGAAGGCGUCUGUGGGCAUCCUGGACCAGAAGGCUUGCAAUGUGCUCUACAACUUCUCCCUCACUGACCGCAUGCUCUGUGCUGGCUUUCUGGAAGGCAGAGUAGACUCCUGCCAGGGCGACUCCGGGGGUCCCCUGGCCUGCGAGGAGGCCCCGGGCGUGUUCUACCUGGCCGGGAUCGUGAGCUGGGGCGUGGGCUGCGCUCAGGCUCAGAGGCCUGGCGUGUACGCGCGGAUCACCAGGCUGAAGGGCUGGAUCCUGGACACCAUGUCCUCCGGCUCCCUCCCCACGCCUCCCCCCGCCACCACCAGGACGCUGGUCGCCUCCAGCCACUUCCCCAGGACGACAGCCAGCCUUGCGGUCCCAAGGGUCACCACCAGCAGACUCGCCACCCCCGGGGCCAGCAGCAGGGUGACCAUCCAGGCUUCCAACAUGACGGUAUCGGUCACAAGCUCAACCGCCAGGGGACAGACGCUACCUCCAGGCAGCCCAGAGUCCACCACGCGCUCCCAGCUGCCAGGCUGUGGCCUGCCGCCUGCUGAAGCGCUGGCCAGGAUCGUGGGUGGCAGUGCAGCGGGCCGUGGCGAAUGGCCGUGGCAGGUGAGCCUGCGGCUGCGGCGUAGGGAGCACCGCUGCGGAGCCGUGCUGGUGGCAGAGAGGUGGCUGCUGUCCGCUGCACACUGCUUUGAUGUCUACGGGGACCCCAAGCAGUGGGCCGCCUUCUUAGGCACGCCUUUCCUGAGCGGCGCCGAGGGCCAGCUGGAGCGCGUGGCACGCAUCCACAAGCACCCCUUCUACAACCGCUACACGCUGGACUACGACGUGGCGCUGCUCCAGUUGGCCGGGCCAGUGCGCCGCAGCCACCUGGUGCGGCCCAUCUGCCUGCCCGAGCCCGUGCCCGUGCCCUCGGUGGGCGCGCACUGCGUCAUCACCGGCUGGGGGUCCCUGCGUGAGGGAGGCUCCAUGGCGCGGCAGCUGCAGAAGGCAGCUGUGCGGCUUCUCAGCGAGCAGACGUGCCGCCGCUUCUACCCGGUGCAGAUCAGCAGCCGCAUGCUGUGCGCAGGCUUCCCGCAGGGCGGCGUGGACAGCUGCUCGGGUGAUGCUGGGGGACCCCUGGCCUGCAGGGAGGCCUCUGGCCGAUGGGUGCUGACCGGGGUCACCAGCUGGGGCUACGGCUGUGGCAGACCGCACUUCCCAGGUGUCUACACUCGGGUGGCUGCUGUGAGAGGCUGGAUAGGACAGAACAUCGAGGAGUGACCCCCGUGUGACUGUCCGGCACAGGACUGAAGACAGGGAGGAGGGACCACUGCCACUCAGUGGGGACUAGAGGCGGUGGGCAGCCAGUGAAGGGAGGAAGGGCAUCGGGGGCAGCUGGACUGUGUACUUGGCUCCAAUAAACACAGCC
Molecule: messenger RNA, 3646 nt
Organism: Sciurus carolinensis (gray squirrel)
Lineage: Eukaryota; Metazoa; Chordata; Mammalia; Rodentia; Sciuridae
Gene: Tmprss9
Product: transmembrane serine protease 9
Exons: 19
Coding region: 205-3498 (1097 amino acids)
Biological process (GO): proteolysis
Molecular function (GO): protein binding; serine-type endopeptidase activity
Source: RefSeq, a predicted model, not a curated record